Messenger RNA from Pochonia chlamydosporia 170, 267 nucleotides. RefSeq lists its product as hypothetical. The record is from RefSeq and is a predicted model, not a curated record. The transcript has a single exon. Bases 1 to 267 code for a protein of 88 amino acids. Lineage: Eukaryota; Fungi; Ascomycota; Sordariomycetes; Hypocreales; Clavicipitaceae.
AUGCCAACUGAGGGGCCUUGUUACCCCGUCAUGCCGAGUAUUAAACUGACUCCUGAAACCUCGGGCAACUAUCUUUCCGCAAGGUCGAUUGUAUUGGCCGUUCCGUCGCGAAUCGAUAUCCAUCAUUCUCCAUUCUUCGCGACACGAUUGAACAUUUGCGUUCAAGAACUAGAGCACUUUCAGUUCCAUCCCGUACGGAUCCUCUCUGUCUUCUUUCUCUGCUCUCUCUGGCCCUGGACUGUGUACCCGGUGUAUUUUGUUCCCUGA